AUGCCUCAAUUGACAGGCUUCUCAGACAAUGCUUUUCGCACCAGGGAGGAUGUGGUCACAGCAGCCCUCGCCUUGUUGCGUCCGCUCACGCCUUACUUUUCGACGAACAAGGGCCGCAUCCGCCUUCCAAUCUCAACGGGCGUUCAUUUUGAUGAAACUGCCGCCCAGGUCGAAGGAUUUGUCCGGCCACUGUGGGCUGUUGCAACAUUGCUGCAAUUUGCGUCCUCUAUAGCCAGCGAUGAUUCGGUCGGUGCUGCCCUGGCAGAUCAAAUCCAUGAAGUGACCAAUCCAUGGAUUUCGGGUCUUUCAGCGGCCACUGAUCCUGAAAGUCCAGAAUAUUGGGGAGCAAUCGACGAUAUGGACCAGCGGAUGGUUGAAGCCGAAGUCGUCAGCUUUGCGUUGUUAGCUGAACCGGAGAAGCUAUUUAACGACCGCGACCAGGAGACACAACAAAACAUCACGGCAUGGCUUCGUGGAAUGAACGGAAAGCAAAUGCCACCAAACAACUGGCGAUGGUUUCGCGUAUUCUCUAAUCUUGCACUGAUAAAGGUGUGUGGAGUUCCAGCCAACCAAGUGAUGGAAGAGCUCAAGGCGGAUCUCGCCGUGCUCGAUUCCUUCUAUCUUGAGGAUGGAUGGUCAGGCGAUGGUCCCUGGCUGUCCACGAACGAAGAAAACGAACAAGAAAUGGAAUUUCAAAGAUCGGGACGUCGCGAUGGAAUCGGCAAAGGUCGGCAGGUUGACUACUAUUCCGGCAGCUUCGCGAUUCAAUUCAGCCAGCUGCUUUUCGCCAAAUAUGCGGAAGAUAUCGAUCCCGAUCGGGUUUCUCGGUAUAGACAACAAGCACGCGACUUUGGCGCGUCCUUCUGGCGGUAUUUUGAUGCAGGCGGAUCGGCUAUCCCAUUUGGUCGAUCCCUAACAUAUCGCUUCUCAUGCGGCGCAUUUUUUGCUGCAUUGGCAGUUAGCCCCGUGCCUGACAUGCCAUGGCCAUUAUCAACGCCGGGUCAAGUUAAAGGAUUUCUUUUGCGUCACCUGCGAUGGUGGGCCGAGCAUUCAACCGAUAUUUUCUACCCCGAUGGAACAUUAAGUAUCGGGUGGCUAUAUCCGAACAUGUACAUGAGCGAAGACUACAAUUCCCCCCAGUCUCCCUACUGGUGCCUGAAGACCCUGAUCGCAGUAUCUCUCGCAAAGGACAGCGAGUUUUGGGCCGCAGAGGAAGAGCCUUAUCCAUCUUUUUUUCAGCCCCAACUCUCACCUGCUCCUAGACAAAUUCUCAGUAAUCACCCGGCCGGGAAUCAUCAUUUCUGCCUGUCUCCUGCACAAUUCGUCGCAUGGCCAAUGAAGGCAACACAGGCGAAGUAUUCCAAAUUCGAAUACUCUUCGACCUUUGCUUUCUCGGUUCCGACGGGUCCUCUGAUUCAGCAAAUCGCGCCAGAUUGUACAUUGGCUCUAAGUAGAGAUGGAGCUGAGACAUGGGCUGUGAAGUGGAAAUGUUCCGAGCCAGAAUUUCCAACUGUUCAGUUUCGAACAUCCACCGGACUGCAUUCCAUCUCUGCCGCGUCGGUCAGGUGGUACCCUUGGGGAGACAAACAAGUCGAGGUCAAAACGACACUUAUUCCACCCACCGAUAGAUGGCCUGACUGGCAUGUUCGAAUCCACCAUGUUCGUGUCAACUUUUUCCUGCGCACAUUGCACACGGUUGAAGGUGGAUUUGCCUCUCCAAGUCGACGACUGAAAAAUGGCUUAAAACUGCCCAUUAUCAAGUCUGUGAACGAAGAUAUGACUAUUGGGACAGAGGGUUUACUUGAAGACGCAGAAUCUGUGCUGAUUCUUUCAUCAGCUGGUGCUAGCGGUCUUUCGAGUCAGGUGGCCAUCUCUUGGCCGUCAAAAAGUUCUUCUAUCAAGGCGCAGGCUCUGAAGCCGGACGGCAACACUAAUAUCGCCUGUCAAAGGACCUUAAUUCCUGUCAUCGAGCGCGAUUCGAUACAUGGUCUAGAAACAGGUGAUGAAUUAGUUUUCAUCACGCGCGUGUUUGCGAUAUCUGCGUCUGCAAAUUGCAAUCGCAAGAUCGACCGUCUUGCAGAUCGAUGGAGGGACCAACCGAGGGUUUCUAUAGGGGAAGAAAGCCAUGAGGGUGACUGCAUCUUUUGGACACCUGAGCUUGGCCUAGAAUAA
Molecule: messenger RNA, 2172 nt
Organism: Penicillium manginii
Lineage: Eukaryota; Fungi; Ascomycota; Eurotiomycetes; Eurotiales; Aspergillaceae
Product: glycoside hydrolase family 154 protein
Exons: 3
Coding region: 1-2172 (723 amino acids)
Source: RefSeq, a predicted model, not a curated record